Molecule: messenger RNA, 1732 nt
Organism: Klebsormidium nitens
Lineage: Eukaryota; Viridiplantae; Streptophyta; Klebsormidiophyceae; Klebsormidiales; Klebsormidiaceae
Source: the annotation of a GenBank genome assembly
GGCAAUGUGGUCAGCUGACGGUAAACCAAGAGCGCCUAGCGCCUCCUGUUGUCUGCGGGCUCCAGCGGUGGUGUCUUUGCAAUUGUGUACUCUCAACCAGUGACUUGAAAGUUCCCUCACAAUGAAAUUGAUCAAGCGCCUGGCUCGCAGCGUGUUUGGGGGCGCUUCUGCUGGCACACACAGCAUUCAAGACCUGGGCCCGGAAUUGCUCAAUGUCAUCUUCCUCAAACUUGGCCCCAGCCCCAUGCACUUGGCAGCACUCCCCAGCGUGUGCAAAGCCUGGCGGAACAUAAUGCAGGAAGAAACUUUGCAGCAGCUUUGCUUGGAGGAGGCUCCAGCAUUGUGCGAGUGCAUGGGGUAUGGAGCUUCUAGCCAGCCCCCCGGAGGCUGGCUAGAGGUUUUCAAGUUCUUGCUUUAUUGCCCAGACUUGCGUCGUCCGUCAGAUUGCUGGGAGGCUUCUGAGGGUAAUGUGAGCUGCUCGGACUCACUGGGCCACGUGCAGCAGGAAGCUGGCGGCUUUCAGACUGGACCUGCAGUGGCAAAGGAGUUGCGGCUGAAGGCGCAGUUCCGACAGGACCCCCUGUUUGUCACACGAGUUUGUGAGCACCCCUCAGAGGACGAAGAUGAGGAUUUGCCUUUGGGCGCAUGCCGGGGCCUGGUUCAGGACUUUCCGAACUCAGCGAUUGCAAAGCAGUCAAAGGCGAGCAGGUACCUGGAAGCAUCGCCCCAGGAACAGCAGAGCAUGCAGGAGAGUGCCAAGGAGAAAUGCGCUUUCUGCGGUGCCCCCUUGUUCGAGCUCUCAGGGAAUGCUUUCUUUGAGGACAACCUGGCUCCCUGCAGUGAGGGAGUGUCUGAAUUCCUGGAAAUUUUCAGGGACUUCUCAUCGGAGACCUUUGAGCGGAUCACUGGUAAUGUCUGUGGGGAAGGACAUUUGACAUUUGUAAUCAACUACUAUGGGGACUGCAUUGAGAUUCUUCAGCACAAGCCGAUGGCAGGAUCCGGGGAGGAGCUGUUGGUAGAGACGUUCAAGGUGUUUAAUGCAUUGGUAGCGACCUUUGAAGACGAGCUGGAUGGCGACGAUGAAAUAGACUUCCGAAAGCAUCUUGGCGCUUUCACGGUGUCGCAAAAGCUGCAGCGCUUGGCAGAUGAGACAGAGUACGAAACCUCUAAUGAGGAGGAUACAUUAGAAGAGCUCCGCCCCUUAGCAAGGUUGCAAACGAUGCCGGAACUCAUCAAUGGUAUACCAGAAAUAGCGAGACUGACUUGCAAGGUCAUGCACAGACUCGAGGAGAUGGAAGCGCAUCGGAAGGCUGUGAUUGAGGGAGCGCUUGAGGAGGCUGGCGUGUGCAAGCGCGGUGGGGCGUGGCCAAAACCGGAGGCAGUGUACAGCUUUGUCAAGGAUCCUAACAGGUCGCUGGAGGAGACCGUCAAAAGCGUGCGGCAGAAAUGGCUAGAGGUGGAGGAAAAGAGGGCCGCAGAGCAAGCGGCGCAAAAUAGGGAGAAGGCCAAGCGCAAGGCAGAGCACGAGGCACGAGAAGCUGAACGGAAGGCUCGACGGCAACUAGAGGUGGCGGAAAAGCGGGCAAGCAGAGCAUCGCAACUAGUGUGUCCCGGCAGCGCAGACGGGACGAAAUGCAAUAACACGGGCUCAGAUGCUUGUGUGCGUCUGGCUUGCGGUGCUUGCUGUCGCACAUACGCGACGGGAGGUUGCCGCCGACACAAACGACGAUAA